Messenger RNA from Oryctolagus cuniculus (rabbit), 833 nucleotides. NCBI's taxonomy places the organism in Eukaryota, Metazoa, Chordata, Mammalia, Lagomorpha, Leporidae. The record is from RefSeq and is a predicted model, not a curated record.
GCAGUGAGCCAGGGGGCGGGGAAAAAGGCGGGGCAUCAUGGCAGCGCCCUGUGCCCCGCGUCCAGGGCCUUGUGGGACGCGCCCUGACCCGCGGCUCGGCCACCGCUGAGUCGCCCUCGGCCCUCAGAAGCCGAGCGUGGAUCGAGCCCGGGCGGCCGUGCGAGGCGACAGCUGGAGAGGGAGCCAUGGGGACGGUGCACGCCCGGAGUUUGGAGCCCCUCCCGUCCAGUGGGCCGGAUUUUGGAGCACUAGGAGAAGAAGCGGAAUUCGUUGAGGUUGAACCUGAAGCCAAACAGGAAAUCCUUGAGAACAAAGACGUGGUGGUGCAACACGUUCAUUUUGAUGGACUUGGGAGGACGAAGGACGAUAUCAUCAUUUGUGAAAUUGGAGAUGUUUUUAAGGCUAAAAACCUUAUUGAAGUGAUGCGGAAAUCACACGAAGCCCGCGAGAAGCUGCUCCGCCUGGGGAUUUUUCGGCAGGUGGAUGUUUUGAUUGACACGUGUCAAGGCGAUGACGCCCUUCCCAACGGCUUGGACGUCACCUUCGAGGUGACCGAGUUAAGGAGGCUGACGGGCAGCUACAACACCAUGGUGGGGAACAACGAAGGCAGCAUGGUUCUUGGCCUUAAGCUCCCGAAUCUCCUAGGGCGUGCGGAAAAGGUGACGUUCCAGUUUUCCUACGGAACAAAGGAAACUUCGUACGGCCUGUCCUUCUUCAAACCACAGCCUGGAAACUUCGACAGAAACUUCUCUGUGAACUUGUAUAAAGUCACCGGGCAGUUCCCCUGGAGCUCGCUGCGGGAGACGGACAGAGGAGCCUCCGCCGAGUACAGC